AUGUACUUUAAUGAGGCUGAAGUUGAUGUGAAGUGUUCAUGUGCACUGUUCGAAAUGAGAGGGAUAUUGUGUAGACAUGCAUUAGCCAUUAUGAGAGUUAACAAAGUGAAAAAGGUGCCAGAAAAAUAUAUAUUAGAUCAAUGGAGAAAUGACAUUAAAAGGAUAUACACUCUUAUACGAAGUACUUAUGACUCAAUUGAUGCGAGGCCAAAAGUGAGCAGGUACUCACGUAUAUUGAAGGUAUGCUAUGACGUUGCCACAAAUGCAGCAUCAUGUGAUGAGCAUGCUGAUGAUAUGAUAGAUAAGUUACAUGCAAUGAACCUCGUCUACCACACCAAGAAGUCACCCCGACGACCCUUGGAAAAUGUUGCAUAUACAAUUGUCAAUGCACCUACAACUGGGAGUUUGAAGAAAGUCUUGAGUCCCCUUGUAGUCAGAGGCAAAGGGAGACCACCAUGCCUUAGGAAAAAAUCAAUGAUUGAGAGAGUCAAACCGACAAAGAAGAAGGCUACUCAAAAGGGAAAACGUAAACAUGUCAAUCCGCAUGGAAGAGAUAUCGACAGGGUUGACACGUGCUUGAACUUAUUUGGGCAAACAGUUGUCAGGACUCAAGAGAGUGUUGUCUUUGAUCCUCCUCAAAACACUUCCAAAGAGUUGGACUUUGGUGAAACCCAACUUGGGGAUGGCACAUAUGAAGCUUUGGAUGAGACGGAAGAUCAUGGACACGUGCAAGAAUAA
This is a messenger RNA of Juglans regia (Persian walnut), 738 nucleotides long. RefSeq lists its product as uncharacterized. The record is from RefSeq and is a predicted model, not a curated record. The transcript is spliced from 4 exons. Gene Ontology annotation, molecular function: zinc ion binding. NCBI's taxonomy places the organism in Eukaryota, Viridiplantae, Streptophyta, Magnoliopsida, Fagales, Juglandaceae. Bases 1 to 738 code for a protein of 245 amino acids.